AUAAUGAAAGCGCCGCAUUCAAAGCGGCCGCGCGCUGCACCAGAAUCGGCAAGGUCUACACAGCUAGAGAAACCGUUAAAGCUUGCUGCGUUCCUCGAUCUCAAUUGGUUCGCUAGUUUUCCACAAGGCAUCCUCGAUAUGAAGGCCAUCACUGCCGUGGAAGCCUGGGGAGACAAUCGCGAAGGCAGCGCCGUGGUGAGGCAGUAUCUGAAACUACUUCGCGUGCUGGGCUGCUGCUUCGUGGAGGGCCUAUUCUCCGAGGACGCGUCUCAGCUGGAAGCCAACCGAUGCUCCUGGUACCUCGCCUACAGCGCGCUCGUCCUUUCGGCGCUGUGGACCACCGCGGUCGUCAACAUCGUCCGCUUCCUGGUGGACGGCACCAUAAUGUCCGAGAUCCUGGCCAUCGCCUGCUUCAUGUACGUCGUCCAGCUCACGAGCGUGGUCGGGCCGGCUUUCUUCAACGCGCCGACCAUCGUGCGGGCCUUGGCGAAGAGUGCCCGCUUCGAGCUCGGGAACCCCAGCCGGCGCUUGGUGGACGAGCUUGGCCGAGAGAAGUCACCCAACAGGUCUGGACGCCGCCUGCCGGAAGCGUACGAGCGCCGUCUUCGCCGGAACUGCGUGGCAGUGGCGGUUUUCAUCGUGGGCCAGAUCGCCAUGAAGGUCUACUUUCUCGUGAUGAUCUUCCUCCCGCUGGACAGCGCUGCCAGCGUGGCUCGCUUCAGCGCCAUCUUGGCCAUCAUGGCGGUGGCGACCGUCUGGUCGGGCGCUCCUGCCGUCUGCACGACUCUGGUUGGUCGCUGGCUUAGCGCCCACGUCCGCCUUAUUCGUACGAACCUGGAGACUGUCGCCGCACAGAGACAGCACCGAGACAGCGACCGCGUCUCCGGCGGCACGCCGCUCUUCACCGCCGACAUGCUGGUGGCGACGCGGCGGGACCUGUCCGAGCUGCGACGCAUCCUCCGCGCCUGGAACGGCUCGCUGCAGCCCGGUCUGCUGGCGCAGUUCGCCAGCGACUCGCUGGGCAUGUGCACCGCCCUGUACAUCCUGCUGGCGGGCGAACAGCGCUGCGUCCGCGUCGUCGCGCAGGCGCUGGUGCGGUCGGCGCUCGCCGGGUUCGUCCUGUUCGUGGCCACCUGGAGCUCGGACGACGUCGCCAAGCAGGUGGAGAAGCUUAAGUACAACAUUGACUCGUACGUGGAAAGCGGUCUCGUGUGCCCUCGGUCACGGAAAGAGUUUCAGACAUUUCUGCUAUCAUUGAGCAGCAAAGAGUUCCUGUUCACGGCUACUGGAUUUUUCGACUUGAAGCUGUCCCUAUUGUCGAAGCUUGCCGGCGCCGUGUUUAUACACACUACCAUCCUCAUCCAGAUGAUGCGCCUUGGUCGUGGCUGCGUCGGAACCGGGGUCCCUUCUGCGAAACAAGGCGAAGACGAAAUGGGCGAGCACGGGAGGAAUUACAUUGCAUCGUACUUCUACUAGAAAAUUUGUUUCUGCUGUAAAGCUGCAUGGAUAAACAAAAGCCGCCGUAUAAGAAAACGUAGGUACCUAAACAGAGCAGCAACGCAUUGGUGGGAACGCGAAUAUACGUAUACAUUCGUAACUCGCGUACUUGUCUCACAAACUUGCAUUAAGGCGAAUCUGCUGCUCGGAAGCCUCCGUUUACUGUACUCGCCUACAACUGAGAAACGCUUUCCGAGAUCCGCAGUUGCGCAAAAGUCGUAAUGCGUGCAGUGCGUUCGCGUCGCUUCGUCGUUUUCGCGGCCAACCGCAGCGCGCGCCCGCGCAUGCGCUGUCGAUAGCGGGACAGCACGGCGGCGGCGGAGGGAAUGGGCCGCCGGUGACCGUAUAAAUGCUGUCGCACUAAAUGGCGCCACUUUCGCAAGAUGGUGCGCACAAGUUGAAAAGAUGUAUAAUUGCUACGGUAGCAAAACAUAUUAAAACACACUCACGAAGAACAAUGCCAAUGACGCGUUUGUCCGUAAUGAUAUUCCUUGCUGUUCUUUCGAAGGCGCAUGCUUUGACACAACCGUCCUCCUCACCAUCGACGAAGUGAACUGUUUGCAAUGAUCUAUAGUCGGGGACGCCCUCAGAAUCACAAUCAGGUUCCACCCACACAGUCCAUCUGUCCUUCACCUCUGAAAAAUAGCCGAACGAGCUGGAGUCACUUCUCACCGCUUAAUGACCUUGCUCUGCUAAUGGAAACAAUACGCUUAUUGGAAAAUAAAAGCGAGUUGUCUCAAGCUAAAACGUUACACGUGAAUGAGAAGUCCUAUCAGAAUUUACAAUGAAA
Molecule: messenger RNA, 2287 nt
Organism: Dermacentor albipictus
Lineage: Eukaryota; Metazoa; Arthropoda; Arachnida; Ixodida; Ixodidae
Biological process (GO): sensory perception of taste
Cellular component (GO): membrane
Source: RefSeq, a predicted model, not a curated record